AUGCCUAAAGAACAGUACCGAGAAACAGAUGUGGCGAGAAAAAUCUCCCAUGUCAGUUUUGGAGUAGAAAGUGCAGAGAGUAUGCAACAGCAGUCUCACAUCCAUGUAGUGGCCAAGAAUCUGUAUAAUCAAGAUGUUCAAAGAACCCCAGUUCCCUUUGGUGUACUGGAUAAAAGACUGGGUACAAAUUCAAAAGGUUCACCUUGCCAGACCUGUGGGAAAGACAUAAAUGACUGUGUAGGCCAUUUUGGCUACAUUGACUUAGAAUUGCCUGUGUUUCAUGUGGGAUAUUUCAGGAGUAUCAUUAAUAUUUUGCAGUCAAUUUGUAAAAAAUGUGCCCAUGUUUUGUUAGAAGAAUCAGAUAAACAUCUUUUUAGAAUCAGACUGUCAAAUCCUCAUCUAAGUUAUAUGACAAAAAAAGCUAUAAGGAAGAAAAUCAAUGAUAAAUGCAAGAAAAACAGCAAAUGUCCAAAUUGUAAAGAACAAAAUGGUUUUGUCAAAAAAAUGACUGCUAAAGCUAGCACAGGCAAUUCUGUUUUGAAAAUAGUUCAUGAAAGAAAUAGGGAAAAAGACAAACAAGUAUUGUUAGAGGAUCAACUGAAUGAAUUUUCAGUAGCAAUUGAUAGCAACCCUGACAUUAAAUCUGCCUUGACCGGAAGUCCACUUGGAGAAAUUUUGACUCCCAUAGAUGUACUUAAACUGUUUGAAAGAAUUCCUGAAAAUGAUAUAUUAUUGUUGGCCAUGGAUCCAAGAAGGUCGCAACCAAAAGAUCUAAUCUUCACCAGGUUAUUAGUGCCUCCUGUCACCAUUCGACCAUCAGUUGUCUCGGACUUAAAGGCUGGAACUAAUGAAGACGACUUGACAAUGAAACAAUCAGAGAUUAUAUUCAUUAAUGAUGUCAUUAAGAAGCAUAAACAAUCUGGGGCUUCUGUGAACAUGUAUCAAGAAGGUUGGGAUUUUCUUCAAUUACAAUCAGCGUUGUAUAUUAAUAGUGAGUUAUCUGGAGUACCACUGGCUAUGAUGCCUAAAAAACCAGGUAGAGGCUUAGUUCAAAGGCUCAAAGGCAAACAAGGACGAUUCAGAGGCAACCUUUCUGGAAAAAGAGUCGACUUCUCUUCCAGGACUGUAAUAUCUCCGGAUCCAAAUUUAGAAAUAGACCAAGUGGGGGUUCCGAAGCAUAUAGCUAAAAUCCUAACCUUUCCGGAGAAGGUAAUCCAUGCCAAUAUAGAUGUUAUGAGGACGUUAGUUAUUAAUGGCCCUGAUAAGUGGCCUGGUGCCAACUACGUGCAACAGAAAGGGUCUCAGUUUAAGAGAUUUUUGAAGUAUGGUAAUAGAGAAAAACUUGCGCAAGAAUUAAAGUUGGGUGACAUGGUUGAAAGACACCUGCACGACAAUGAUGUAGUUCUUUUCAAUCGUCAACCAAGUUUGCAUAAGCUGUCUAUCAUGGCACACAGGGCGAAAAUUCACAACCAUAGGACGUUCAGGUUCAACGAAUGUGUUUGUAAUCCGUACAAUGCAGAUUUUGAUGGAGACGAAAUGAAUUUACAUUUGCCUCAAACUGAGGAGGCCAAGGCCGAGGCACUUAUACUAAUGGGGAACAAAAGCAACUUAGUGACUCCUAGGAACGGAGAGCUCCUGAUCGCGGCUACUCAAGAUUUUUUGACUGGUGGUUAUUUACUAACGAAGAAGGAUACGUUUCUGGAUUUUGCACAUGCUACACAACUGGCAGCGACCUUGUUAGCUGGAAACGAUAGUCAUAUGAAUAUCGAUUUGCCUCCACCUUGUAUAAUAAAGCCGGUUGCACUAUGGUCCGGCAAACAAAUAUGCAGUUUGAUCUUCCGGCCCAACAAGAAAUACCCCGUGAAGGCGAACUUAGAAGCAAAAGGUAAAGCUUACACGAAAAAUAGAGAGAUGUGCGUUAAGGACUCGUAUGUACUGAUAAGGAACUCGGAACUGAUUGCUGGUACCUUAGACAAAGGACAUCUUGGUAAUGGAGGAAAAGGUGGAAAUAUAUUCUAUGUUAUUUUAAGGGAUUUCGGAAAGGAGUUUGCCAUUAGAUCGAUGUGGAGGUUAGCCCGGUUGGCUUCAAAUUACUUGAUGAAUGCGGGAUUCUCCAUAGGAAUAGGGGACGUUACUCCAGGAGAAAACUUAAUCAGAAGAAAGAACAAACUUUUAAGUGAAGGGUAUGCCAAAUGUCAGGACUUCAUUAAACAAAUGAACGAAGGCAAACUCCCUACUCAACCAGGUUGCACCGUCGAGGAAUCCUUGGAAGCAGUGAUUCUAAAAGAAUUAUCAGUCAUAAGAGAACACGCAGGCCAGGCUUGUGUUGCCGAACUGCAUUCAACAAACAGUCCUCUCAUUAUGGCUCUCUCUGGAUCCAAAGGUUCCUUUAUCAAUAUUUCUCAGAUGAUCGCUUGCGUGGGCCAACAGGCGCUUAACGGAAAAAGAGUACCGAACGGCUUCGACGAUCGUUCCCUUCCACAUUUUGAACACUACUCUAGAACACCCGAAGCGAAAGGUUUUGUGGAGAAUAGUUUUUACUCUGGUAUGACCCCCACCGAGUUUUUCUUCCACACCAUGGGCGGUAGAGAGGGAUUGGUUGAUACCGCCGUCAAGACCGCUGAAACGGGAUACAUGCAAAGAAGAUUAGUGAAGGCGCUGGAGGAUUUGGUGGUUCAUUACGACGGUUCGGUGAGGAACGCCGAAGGGGAUCUAAUACAGUUGAAUUACGGUUGUGAUGGUCUGGAUCCGACGUAUAUGGAAGGUAAAGAUUGUCCAGUGGACUUCGAGAGAGUUUUGGAUCAUAUCAAAGCAAAGUGCCCGUAUAGACAAGAAGUGGCUCUUGAUGGAGACCAAAUUCGAAGGGCAACUAAAGCUUUCAUCUCUACAAAUGCCCUGGAGGAGUGCAGUGAAGAUUUUCGGACAGAAUUAGUAAAUUUUAUGGAUAUUAUUGCGGGAAGAGUAGAAAACGUUCAAAAGAAGUUCGGCAGCAGUCCGAUAGCGAAAGAAAUCGAACGUUUAACUUGCAGUCAGUUGGUCACAUUUUUAGAAACGUGUGGACAGAAGUACACGAGAUCUAUCAUAGAACCUGGUACGGCUGUAGGUGCGCUAGCAGCUCAAAGUAUAGGAGAGCCAGGUACACAGAUGACGCUGAAAACUUUCCACUUUGCCGGUGUUGCCAGCAUGAACAUCACCCAAGGAGUUCCUAGAAUUAAAGAAAUUAUUAACGCCAGUAAAAAUAUAAGUACGCCUAUAAUAACAGCUAGUUUAGUGAAUAAUACAGACCAAUGGUUCGCGAGAGAAGUGAAAGGGCGAAUUGAACGAACUACCCUAGGCGAGAUUUCAACAUUCAUAGACGAGAUAUAUACCAAAAACGACGCAUUUUUAUUAAUUCAAAUGAAUUACGAGAGAAUACGGUUAUUAAAAUUGGAAAUAAAUGCUGAAACAGUCCGAUAUAGCAUAUGUACAUCAAAAUUGAAGCUAAAGCCAUCUGACGUUUGCGUGGAAAGUGAUACGAUAAUAACCGUCCAUCCUAAUAGAAGCAAAAAUUCCAGAAGGCUAAAUUUCGCCCUGGGAGAAUUGAAAGAACAAAUUCCAAACGUAGUGGUGAAGGGUUUGCCAACCGUUAAUAGGGCAGUUAUAGCACGAGAGGACAAAGGCGGUACUCCACGGUACAGUCUUUGUGUAGAAGGUAAUAAUUUAAGAGAAGUAAUGGCCACUUAUGGCGUAGAUGGAAAGAAAACUAUUUCGAACAAUAUCAUGGAAGUUUACCAUACAUUAGGAAUAGAAGCCGCAAGAGAGACGAUUAUGUCAGAAAUUAAAAUGGUCAUGGAGAAUCACGGAAUGAGCGUCGAUUACAGACACAUCAUGUUAUUGGCGGCCCAGAUGACCCAUACUGGUGAAGUCCUCGGCAUAACGCGGCAGGGUUUAUCCAAAAUGAAACAAUCUGUUCUUAAUUUGGCUUCGUUUGAAAAAACCGCUGACCACUUAUUUGAUGCCGCCUAUUAUGGACAGACUGACAAAAUCAAUGGAGUUUCUGAGAAUAUCAUCAUGGGAAUGCCAGCACCUAUUGGAACCGGAAUCUUCAAAUUGCUUCACAAGCCUAUCAGUGUCGAGCAUACUCCAGAAUCAGGUCCUUUAUUGUUUGAAGAAACCAUCAGAGAAAUUACUGCUUAA
Messenger RNA from Diabrotica balteata, 4176 nucleotides. NCBI's taxonomy places the organism in Eukaryota, Metazoa, Arthropoda, Insecta, Coleoptera, Chrysomelidae. The record is from the annotation of a GenBank genome assembly.